AUGUCGAAACUUAUCACAUUGUUUCUGCUGGCUACAUUGUUCACCUCAUGUCAUGCACAAAUACCCGUGACAACCAUUCAACUUGACAUUGAACCGUACACACUUUCGGAAUGGACAAGUGACAGACAAGGAGUUGCCAAUCAAUUCUUGGAUUUGAUAGAUAAAUUAUUAGCUUUGAAACCACCUCUUCCUCUUCGUUUUGCAAUUCCUCGUUGGUUUGAUGGAAUUUCAAUCACCCGUAAUGGUGUUACUAAAUAUUUAAGUCAAUUCGUCCAAGACAGAGCUCACUUAAUGAUUAUGGAUUAUGUUAACACAGCACAGAGAGCCAUCAAUGAUGCCCAAGAUGAAAUCAAAUAUGGAUCCAUUUCUGGAACUAAAUCUGUAAUUGGAUUAGAAACAAUGCAAUUACCAAGUGAACCGACCUCAACUUAUUAUGGAAAGAAUGCAAGUGAUUUGGAGAGUGAUUUGCAAUUGAUUGAUAGUGCAUUUUCAUUGAAUAGAUCUUCAUUUGAGGCGCUAUGUGUACAUGAUUGGAAAAAUUGGAAAGUUUUUACUGCAAAUUUUACAAAACCAAUUGGUCAAUUAAGGAGGGAUUUGUAUGUUUGGGAUAAUAGUGUAAUUCUUGUAGAGGAGGUGAGGAAGAUAUUUAUGGAUGAUCUUAAAAUAUUGAAUGGUAAAUUGAGGAGAGUUUAUUUGGAAGCAGAAUAUUUAAUGUACAAUUCAGGAGUGGAAUUCAAAGUUUGGAGUAGAAGUGGAGCUUCUUUCAGGAGAUUCCAAUUGGGCAUUAACUACAAAUCAUGCUAG
Molecule: messenger RNA, 804 nt
Organism: Naegleria gruberi
Lineage: Eukaryota; Heterolobosea; Eutetramitea; Acrasida; Naegleriidae
Exons: 3
Coding region: 1-804 (267 amino acids)
Source: RefSeq, a predicted model, not a curated record